Messenger RNA from Panicum hallii, 3796 nucleotides. RefSeq names its product probable RNA-dependent RNA polymerase SHL2. Bases 1 to 3675 code for a protein of 1224 amino acids. The transcript has 3 exons. Gene Ontology annotation, molecular function: RNA-directed RNA polymerase activity. Gene Ontology annotation, biological process: siRNA processing. The record is from RefSeq and is a predicted model, not a curated record. NCBI's taxonomy places the organism in Eukaryota, Viridiplantae, Streptophyta, Magnoliopsida, Poales, Poaceae. Gene Ontology annotation, cellular component: nuclear RNA-directed RNA polymerase complex.
AUGGUGCCCACGAGCCGGGAGCCGCCGGCCGCCACCACGCAGGUCAGCGUCGCCGGCUUCCACGCCGGCCUCUCGGCGCGGGGCCUCGCCGGGUACUUGGAGUCCGUGGCCGGCCGGGUCCGGUGCUGCCGGGUCAAGAACUCCUCCACGCCGCCCGACUCCUACCCCAACUUCCAGCGCCUCCUCCCCAACGACGACGACGCGUUCCGGGCCGCGCCGGCGCCGCGCGAGCUCGCGAUGCCCCCGCACGCCUUCGUCCACUUCGCGGAGCCGGAGGCCGCACGCCGCGCCGCCGCCGGCUCCGAGCUCCUCGUAAAGCGCGCGCGCCCCGCCCACGGCGGCUCCCUCCGCCGCGCGGCCCGCCGCCGGGGCGCCGAGCCCUUCCGCUUCGCGGGCUCGCGCGCCGAGGUGGGGAACCUCUGGGAGCCCGACGACUUCGCCGUCGCCUGGCGCGCCCCGGAGCCGGGGGACUCCGCCGCGCCCGGGGGGCUCGACUUCGUGGUCGACCCGCUCGACGACACCUGCCGCCUCGUGUUCUCCCGCGACGCCGCAUUCGAGUUCCCGGGAUCCCGCGGGGCCUCCGCCGUGCUGCGCUGCGACGUCAAGCUCGAGUUCUCCUUCCUCGACGUCGCCGAGGUCCUGGCGUUCCAGAACGACGACUCGCUCCUCCUCCGGCUCUCGGCCGCGCCCCUGCUGUACUACCGCACGGCGGCCGACGACGUUCACCAGCCGGUGCCGUUCGACCUGCUCGACGACGACGACGACGACCCGUGGAUACGGACGACCGACAUUACCCCCAGCGGGGCGAUCGGGCGGUGCUGGGUGUACAGGGUCUCGUUCAAGACGUGGCUCUGGCCAGAGAUGAAGGACGCGCUGGCCUACAUGAAGGGCCAGCAAGUGCCUGUCCUGUUGUGUGGCAUCGGGUGUCGGGGGCUCAAUGUGAACGACGAGCAGGCGUUCGGGCAACCAACGGAUGACCUGUUCUUCAGCGUGCAGUAUGAGGGGCUAAGGUUUCCGGUGUUGUUCUUGGUCAAUGUGCUGGUGCACAAGGGAAUAGUGAAUGAACACCAGCUCACAUCGGAGUUCUUCGGCUUGCUGGAGAAAGAAGAAGAUGAUGUGAAUGUGGCUGCGUUGACGGAACUGUUGGGAGAAAAAUUUCAAGUGUUCUACUUAUGCCGGAGGCUAAAGAAUGUGCAGAUUAGGGCUGCUGAGAACAACAAACUUCUUCGUCUUCACAGCAGCAGAAAGGUUACUGGUGAUCACAAUGCCGAGGUGCGGAGUAUGGUGAUCACUCCCACCAGGGCGUAUUGCCUGCCGCCUCAGGUGGAGCUCUCUAACCGCGUUAUCAGACAUUAUCAUCGAGUGGCAGACCGGUUCCUGAGGGUAACAUUCAUGGAUGAGGGUAUGCAGCCGCUGAACAUCAAUGCGCUGAACCUCUAUGCAGCACCAAUAGUCAAGGACAUGAUGUCAAACUCGCUCCAGCAGAAGACAACAGUUCAUAGGCGUGUCCGAACAAUUUUGACAAAAGGUUUCCACAUGUGUGGCAGGAAGUACUCAUUCCUUGCAUUCUCAUCGAACCAGCUGAGGAAAAGAUCAGCUUGGUUCUUUGCAGAGGAUGGGACAACAACUACUGCAAGCAUUAGAGAGUGGAUGGGACAGUUCCCGAGUAAUAAUGUCGCAAAACACGCUGCUCGAAUGGGGCAGUGCUUCACAUCUUCAUAUGCAACAGUAUUAAUCCAACCUUAUGAGGUCAAUGAGUUUCUUGAGGAUGUUGAGCAUAACGGGCACAAUUUCUCUGAUGGAAUUGGCAAAAUCACUCCAGGUCUCGCAAUGGAAGUUGCUAAGAGGUUGCCUCUGAUGCAUAAUUAUCCCCCAUCUGCGUACCAGAUUAGAUAUGCAGGAUUCAAGGGUGUUUUAGCUGUUUGGCCAGGACAAAAUGAUGGGAUACGGAUUUCCCUUAGGCCAAGCAUGAGGAAGUUUGAGUCUACCCACUCAGUGUUAGAAGUUGUGUCCUGGACAAAGUUCCAACCUGCAUUCUUGAACCGCCAGAUUAUAACAUUGCUGACCUCCUUGGGUGUACCAGAUUCUAUCUUUUGGCAAAUGCAGGGGGCAAUGCUUCAUAAUCUCGACAGGAUUUUAUCAGACAGAGAUGCUGCUUACCAGGUUGUAACAACAAGUUGCUCUGAGCAUGGAACCAUCCCAGGACUGAUGCUUAGUGCUGGGUUUACUCCUGAAACUGAGCCACACCUGAAGGCAAUGCUUUUAGCUAUCAAGUCCUCACAGCUGCAGGGUCUUUUGGAGAAAACAAAGAUUUUUGUGCCUAAGGGAAGGUGGUUGAUGGGCUGCCUUGAUGAACUUGGGAUCCUUGAGCAAGGACAAUGCUUUGUUCGGGCCUCAGUGCCGUCACUCAACAAAUAUUUUGGGAAGCAUGGCUCAAUAUUUUCCUCGGGAAACAAAAGUGCAGAGGUCAUUGUAGGUACCAUUGUGAUGGCAAAGAAUCCCUGCCUUCAUCCAGGGGAUGUCCGUAUCCUUGAAGCAGUAGAUGUGCCUGAACUGCAUCACCUUGUUGAUUGCUUGGUCUUCCCUAAGAAAGGUGUGAGGCCACACCCCAAUGAAGCAUCUGGGAGUGAUCUUGAUGGGGAUGUCUACUUUGUGACAUGGGAUGAGAACCUUGUACCUCCGAGGAAACAGAGCUGGACCCCUAUGGACUACUCCCCGGUUCACGCAAGACAGCUACUGCGUGGAGUACGUCAACAUGAUAUCAUUGAUUUCUUCUUAAGGAACAUGGUAAGUGAGAUCCUUGGUCCGAUAAGCAAUGCUCAUGUUGUCCAUGCUGACCGUAGCAAGUAUGGAGCAAUGGAUGACAAGUGCAUUCAGUUGGCUGAACUAGCAGCCACUGCUGUGGACUUCCCCAAGACCGGCAAAAUUGUGACAAUGCCACCAUUCCUUCGACCACAGGAAUAUCCUGACUUCAUGGGAAAGGAAGAUGACAUCUCGUAUAAAUCAGAAAAGAUCCUUGGAAGGCUUUAUCGGUCGAUUCAACAGUAUAUGCUUGUAAGAUCUUUGGAAGACUUUAGCAGAAAUGAUGUCCCUUAUGACACCAAUCUGGAAGUUCCUGGUGCAUCACUUUUCCUUGAAGAUGCUUGGCAAUGCAAGUGCUUGUACGAAUCAAAGCUGAACCGGCUGCUCAAUCAAUACAGCGUGCGCACUGAGGCAGAGCUCGUGACGGGGGAGAUAUGGUCGCUUACAGAAAGAAACAAAAGGAGGAAGAAUGAGAUAAAAGAGAGGCUCAAACAUGCUUAUUCCAAACUCCAUCAAGAGUUCCGGAAUAUCUUUGAAAGCAUUGGAGCAGAUCAUGGUGAGAGCCCUGAAGAGAAGAAAGUGCUGGUAUAUGAGAUGAAGGCAUCUGCGUGGUACCAGGUAACUUAUCACCCCAAAUGGAUCCAAGCUUUAAGGGAGACGAGUGAGUUUGAUGGUAAGGAAAUGCCGGCAAGACUCAGCUUCCCAUGGAUCGCUGUAGAUUACCUGACACGUAUAAAGAUAAGGCGCCGAGGACAAGCGGAUGCCAUUUCAAGGGAUCGCGGCCUACGUUUUAAGCGACAAUUCAGUGAGGGCUGUGAAGUUUCCUGGAUGCCUGAAGCAAGACCACUCUACCAUUUCGCCUUGCCUACUUGAAGCAGGACCACUAAGUUCAGAAGCCGCUGACAUGAGCUCAAACGUGGUACUCGGUGGGAUCAAUGUUUUUAGUUGGGGACUACUGUACUGUUCUUCUUAACUCUAAUUACGACCACAUGAA